AUGGUUUUGAAAAAAAGAUUGAGAUCAGAUACAUCGUUGUUGGACGAACAAUUACCUCUCAAUGACAUUGAGCUCUAUCAACAGAAUAACCAUCAACUCCACGAAGCUUUGGAGGAAUAUCGCAAGGAAAAUGAUACUUUAUAUCGCAACAAUGUUAUUUUAUCCAGAAAAAAUGAUUGUCUAGAUCUCUUGCUAGUCUCGAUCUCAUCUCUCUGGGAUAUGCUUAAUUCAGAUAUCGAUAAACUUUUAUCUCAGCGGAUUUCAAAUUAUUCUUUGGAAUCUUCCAAAUCGAGUGACAAACAAUAUGAUGGUACUAAGUUACAAACUAGCUCGAAUUCUGGAUUUUGGGAGAGAUUGAUAGAUGUAAAUUUUCCAUUUCAACUAUCAACUACGGAUUGUAAGCAAUUGGAUGUAGAUUUGGAUAACUUAUCAUAUAUUUACGACAAUGACGAUUGUUUAUUAGCGGAUGUCGAUUAUUCUGGAAAUGAUGAAGAAUGGUUAAGAGUUAAAGAUAUUUUUAUUCAGAACAAACUAAGUUUUUUCAACAAGAAAAAAAAUGAUUUGUUAACAUCUAUAAAAUCAUUUUGUUUAUCGAAAAAUAAUUCCAAUGAAGAUAGUUUUAAAACGGAUCAGGUUAUAGAAUCAUCUGUGGAUAAUAAUCAGUGUCUGAGCAAAACUGAAGUUACACAAUUGUUGAAAUUUGGUUGUUUCAACUAUAAAAAAUUACUGAUUCUAUUGAAUGAAAAGCACAAAACAUUGAAAGAAGUUGUAAAUAAUCUGAGAAUUGAAAAUUCUAGGUUGGAUAAACAGAAUUCGCUUUUAAAAUUUGAACUUAAAUCGUGCAACACAGAUUCUAAUCCAUCACCUAGCAAGAACAUUACACCAAUUUCAUCAAUUGAAGCAUCCUUUGAUGUAUCUUCAACUAUAGGAGAUAGUUGUAACGUAAAAGUUAUAGAUAAUAUCGAUGAUGUUUCUGAAGAAUUGAUAAUAGGUUCUUCACUAUAUUUGAAAUUAUUUUCCCAUUGUAAGGGUUUGGAUGAUGAAAUAUCAAGGCUAGAAAAGGAGAAUUCUCAGUUGAAAAUAGAUAUAUCUAAUAUUGUACGUGCUUUAGAUGAGAAAUAUUCAGCUUUUAAAGAGAAAUAUGAACAGCUGAGCACCUCCGUUUUGGAUCAGGUUGAAAAAUAUGAAAUACUAUGUUCUCAGAAGGAACAGGACUUGUUGCUUUUGAAGAACGACUAUUCAGCUUUGAAUAAAAAUUUUGAAGAAAAAAAUAAGGAGAAUGAAAAACUCUUGAUCGAGUCAAGCGAAAAAGAUGAUCGUAUAAUGCAGUUGACGGCGCAUAAUACAUCCUUAUGUCGUCAAUUUGUACAAAAUACAUCAACUUCUAGUUCACAUCCGGAAUUAGAAGAUUUUAAAGAGCAGUUGUUGAAUAUAUCUGAAGAGUUAGAAAUGAUCAGUACUGCGUUCGAGGAAAAGAAACGAACAUGUGAUGAAGUAAUGCGUCAGCUUAAUGAUAAUACUACUAAUAAAGAAAAGAUAAUUUCAUUGCAAACAUCCUACAAUACAGUGCAGGAAAAGUUAAAUAAGAUAGUUUCAAUUUGUGAUUCUAAAUUAUCAAAUUAUACCCAACACAAGGAAACCUUAGAGAACAUUAUACAAGAUUACAAGGAUAGUUGGUUUCACUCAUAUAAACGAUCUUGUUAUUUAGAACAGCAGCGUGAUAAUGCGUAUUCAGCGUUGUCCGAAGUACAGUCCCAAUAUAGAAAGUCUUGCAGAACACAAAAGGCUCUACAAAAUAGACUUUCAUUAAAUGACCAGAGUACUGCAUCAGAAAUGGGGGAUAGCUUAAUAAGCAUGUCAGACACAAAUCAUGUAUUUAGAGAAAAUGAGAUACUUAGGAGACGAAUGACAUGUACAGUUUGUUGUGAAAGUUUCAGAGAUCACUGCAUAACCAAGUGCGGUCACGUAUUUUGCCAAAAAUGCCUAAAUAAUAGUAUAAAAUCAAGGAAUAGGAAAUGUCCUCAAUGCAAAAUAAAUUUUGACAAGAAUGAUACACAGAGAAUCUUCUUAGACUAA
This is a messenger RNA of Theileria equi strain WA, 2076 nucleotides long. RefSeq lists its product as hypothetical. The coding region runs from base 1 to 2076 and encodes 691 amino acids. Gene Ontology annotation, molecular function: ubiquitin protein ligase activity; metal ion binding. Gene Ontology annotation, cellular component: HULC complex; nucleus. The record is from RefSeq and is a predicted model, not a curated record. The transcript is spliced from 2 exons. NCBI's taxonomy places the organism in Eukaryota, Apicomplexa, Aconoidasida, Piroplasmida, Theileriidae.